Arabidopsis arenosa is the source of this 1615-nucleotide messenger RNA. Lineage: Eukaryota; Viridiplantae; Streptophyta; Magnoliopsida; Brassicales; Brassicaceae. The record is from the annotation of a GenBank genome assembly.
AUCAUCAUCAACAUCCACAUAUCAAAGAAAACACAAAAACACAAUCAAGGAAAUGGCCAAGUUUUCCAGUAUUCACAUUCUCUUCUUCGUGUUCAUCACAGCCGGCAUUGCUGUUUCUGCCACCGACUUCACACUAAAGAACAAUUGCCCUAACACCGUCUGGGCCGGAACUCUCGCCGGACAAGGACCCAAGCUCGGUGACGGCGGAUUUGAGUUGACUCCAGGUGCUUCCCGACAGCUCACGGCUCCUGCCGGAUGGUCAGGCCGGUUCUGGGCUCGUACCGGCUGCAACUUUGACGCCUCCGGCAACGGUAGAUGCGUUACCGGAGACUGUGGCGGUCUAAGAUGUAACGGUGGCGGAGUUCCUCCAGUCACUCUUGCUGAAUUCACCCUCGUAGGCGAUGGCGGCAAAGAUUUCUACGACGUGAGCCUCGUUGACGGUUACAAUGUCAAAUUGGGGAUAAGACCAUCCGGAGGAUCCGGAGAUUGCAAGUACGCAGGCUGUGUCGCCGACCUCAACGCGGCUUGCCCUGACGUGCUUAAGGUCAUGGAUCAGAACAAUGUCGUGGCGUGCAAGAGUGCCUGUGAGAGGUUUAAUACGGAUCAAUAUUGCUGCCGUGGAGCUAACUCGACGCCGCAAACUUGUCCUCCCACGGAUUACUCGAGGAUUUUUAAGAACGCUUGCCCUGACGCCUAUAGCUACGCUUAUGACGAUGAAACAAGCACCUUCACUUGUGAUGAGAGAGCGAGGAGAUCAGGAGACCGUUUGCUCGCAUUCUUCAACUGCUACAUGUUCUCACGCGGCAUUGCGGUUUCCGCCACCGUCUUCACAUUACAGAACAGUUGUCCUUACACCGUUUGGCCGGGAAUUCUCUCCGGUAACGACAACACCCUCGGCGACGGCGGAUUUCCCUUGACUCCUGGCGCUUCCGUACAGCUCACGGCUCCUGCUGGAUGGUCUGGACGGUUCUGGGCUCGUACCGGCUGCAACUUCGACGCCUCCGGCCACGGUAACUGCGUCACCGGAGACUGCGGUGGUGUUCUAAAAUGUAACGGCGGCGGAGUUCCACCAGUCACUCUUGCUGAAUUCACACUCGUUGGCGAUGGCGGCAAGGAUUUUUACGACGUGAGCCUCGUCGACGGUUACAAUGUCGAGAUGGGGAUUAAACCUCAAGGAGGUUCCGGUGAUUGCCAUUACGCCGGCUGUGUCGCCGACGUCAACGCGGUUUGUCCUAACGAGCUUCGGAUCAUGGAUCCACAUACAGGUAUCAUCGCGGCGUGUAAAAGCGCUUGUGCGGCGUUUAAUUCUGAGGAAUUCUGUUGUACCGGUGCUCACGCGACGCCGCAAACUUGCUCUCCGACGCAUUACUCGGCGAUGUUUAAAAGCGCUUGCCCUGGCGCUUACAGUUACGCCUAUGACGACGCCACAAGCACCUUCACUUGUACCGGAUCUAACUACUUGAUCUCUUUCUGCCCCACCCGUUCUUAAAAACCGGAGCUCCGGUUUAGAUUUGGGUUCUCACGUUUCUUUUGCUUAUUAUGUACGGAAAGAUUAUUACUUUGUUUCAUCUUCUUCCAUUUUAAAUAUUUUUCUUGUACUCAGUUGUUACAUUCA